AUCCAAUAUGGCUACCGACGUAAACAAACUUCGGUGCAUUUUCUUCAGUGAAUUUCAUCCUAUUACCGGCCCUAAAGUCACGUUUCAGGCGCCAGAAGAUUUCAUAACCAAAGAACUUUUUGAUCAACUUCACGUGUACAUCAUAACCAAAUCCGAACUCAAUAACAAGUUGAUAACUAUAAAUGCACAUUCUUACAAAAUAAUAGGAUGCCCAAUCGGAAUUGAGGAUGAUAAAUACUCGCGCAAUGUUCUUCACUUUAAUUUAGCAUUUGUUCUAGAUAUUACAAGCAGUACAAAACCUUACCAGCCAUUGGUCAAGAAACUCGCUGGUUAUUUAACUACAUUAGAGUUAGAAUGUGGGUUUCUGUCAAAUGAGGAGAGUAAAGCAUUGUUACCAGAUAUAAUGAAACAAUUAUUAUCCAACCUUAAUGAACAUGGCAAAUGUUCAAUACCUAUAAAUGAUUCAAACACAAUCCAUUUGAAGAUCGUCCCUCCAAUGCGUGAUCCUCCUCCAGUCUUUGAACACCAAGUGCCGAUGUUCCUCAAAGACAAAUCUUCCUAUGACUUCAAUGAUUGGGAUCUCACUACACAGCAGAUCUUACCAUAUAUUGAUGGUAUCAACCAUGUUCAGAGGAUAGCAGUUGAGGCUGAUGUUGAUCUAAAUUUAGUGAAAACCUGUCUUCAAAAUUUAUUAUAUUAUGGAGUUAUAACUACAGUACCUAUUUUUCAACAAGGGCAUAACGAGAUGCCUGCACCACCACCCACAUUUCGGUCUGUGUUCAAAUUGUACUGUGGACUGCGACCUGCUACUACCGUUAAGGACCUGUGCGCCAGAUAUGACCCAAGAUCUCUAAGAAUCAAUGAAAGGCAUUUGAUUCAGUUUGGUGUGAUGAAAGGACUGUUGAGGAGAUUACAAAAGUAUCCAGUAAAGAUCGUCAAUGACCCUGCACAACAGACACAUGAUAUUCACAAGUACAUGACAGGCCAGUUCAACUUUGAUGAAAUUUGUUGUAAAACUAAGAAAAGUAGCCGAGAGUUGGAUGAGAUUGUAAACCAGGAGGAUCAGAUAGUUGUGUGCUGGAAGUGAACAGAAACACAAAUUAACUGCAUAUACGUAAGACCUGCAGGUGGCCCCAAGACGUGAUAUGAUCCAGCACUAACUGGAUUGGCAAGGGUCGCAAGUCUCCCGCAUGUCGCGGGAGUCUACCGGAAAUCGAGACAGCCUCCUGAAAACAUGCACGAAUCUCCCGGAACAUGACCCAUCUUUCGCAAAAUUCAUGAUAUUUGCUCGUUUUUACUAUUUUUAUUUAUCAAUUGUCUCACAGAAAUCGGUGACGAUGGGUAUCGGCAUGCACAGAAAAAUAAAAUUAGAUGUGUUAAGAAAGCUCAUUUAACCAGUAUUCCCGAAAGUGACGUCUUCCAUCUUGUGACCCCUGGAUUGGAAAAUGAAUCAUGUGCACAAGGGACAUUGAUUCCUAAUUUUAAAAACUUUAGUGCUGUGCUACGGAAAAUUGCUUGCAGUUAAUUUUUCUGCUAUAUAUAACAUCUUCACAGGUGAUUGAUUGAUUGAAUGAUUGAUUGAUUAAGUGGUUGAAUGAUGGAUCAGUUGAUUUUUUAUUUUGAUUUUGAUUUAU
Anneissia japonica is the source of this 1634-nucleotide messenger RNA. Its product is annotated as GATOR complex protein NPRL2-like. The record is from RefSeq and is a predicted model, not a curated record. NCBI's taxonomy places the organism in Eukaryota, Metazoa, Echinodermata, Crinoidea, Comatulida, Comatulidae. Gene Ontology annotation, cellular component: vacuolar membrane; GATOR1 complex. Gene Ontology annotation, biological process: negative regulation of TORC1 signaling; cellular response to amino acid starvation; positive regulation of autophagy. Gene Ontology annotation, molecular function: GTPase activator activity. Bases 8 to 1087 code for a protein of 359 amino acids. The transcript has 10 exons.